GGUUCCUGUAGAUUAGCGCCUAACCCUGGGUUAAAAUUCGCUAAUCCUAGGUUAGCUAACCUAAGGAUAACUCACCAUUCCCGAAAGCCGAGUUAACCCCCGAUUAACUAACCCUGGGUUAGAAAUGGCUUCCAAGCUAGAAACCGGCCAUAAACCGGUUUGGCGGGAUUUUCCGAGCAACCACAGGACUCCCAAGACGUAAACAAAACUGCCAAACGCGCGCUUUUCGCGCCCUUUUCGACUUUCGGCUUUUUGAUUAUUUUUUUUUCCGAUCGUAAACAUGGACUCCAAGAAGUCAAAGCGCAAGCCGAAUUUUUCCAUUGAGGAAAUAACUAUUAUCACGGAGUCGGUGGCAGAGAAAAAAGAGAUACUAAAUUCAAAGUUGACAAAUUCUGUCACAAACAAAUUAAAGAAUAGUGUGUGGGAGGAAAUAAAGGAUAAAGUGAACGCAGUUGGAGUUGCUCCACGAAGUCUUGUAGAGGUAAAAGACAAAUGGAAAAACCUCCUCUCCCAAGCAAAGAGGGAGAACUCAGAGUUCAAGCGGGAGAGGGGCAAAACCGGAGGGGGUCCAGCACCCAAGCCUCCAUCCGCCGCCACGGCAAAAAUAAUAGAGGAGUACCAAGACACUCCCAGUUUUUCCGGGCUGAUUGGUUUUGAGACCGGCGAUUCGUUGACUGAUGACUUAGAAGAACCAUCGGUUUUAGAUCAGGUUGAAGAAUCAGAGGUUCAUCUUCCUACUUUACAUGCUACCCCUCCUCCAAAGAAAAAAAAAAUUAAUGCAGAUGACGUACUACAAGUGCAGUAUGAGGCCUUACAGCUUCAAAAGGAGAAUCUCCUCCUGAAAAAUCAAAAACUACAAUUGGAGGUCUUUCUUUUGAGGAAAAGUAUAACAGAGGAAUGAGGGCCCUGAUACACAUUCAGAUCUGGCUCAUCAUCAGGUCCAGCUGCUGGGCCAUCAUAUAUGUCAUUUCUCAAGAUUGCAAUAUUAUGCAAUACAGCACAAGCCCCUAUUAACUGGCUGACUUUCUCGGGCUUCAUUAUGACCUCACCGUGCAUAAGGUGGAACCGCCUCUUGAAUAGGCCAAAGCAUUGUUCAAUUUUAACCCUUGUUUUUGAAUGGGCUUCAUUGAAGUCUUCCUAAUAACAUAGUAAAAAAUAUAUAUUUUGAAAUAAAUGGAUUGAAAUAAA
Nematostella vectensis (starlet sea anemone) is the source of this 1188-nucleotide messenger RNA. RefSeq names its product myb/SANT-like DNA-binding domain-containing protein 4. NCBI's taxonomy places the organism in Eukaryota, Metazoa, Cnidaria, Anthozoa, Actiniaria, Edwardsiidae. The record is from RefSeq and is a predicted model, not a curated record. The transcript has 4 exons. The coding region runs from base 281 to 901 and encodes 206 amino acids. Gene Ontology annotation, cellular component: nucleus.